AUGGAGGGAGCUCAGGGCCAAGUCGGACAGCAAAUGGCUGCCCCGCAGCCACAGCACUCGAAUCUCAUCCGGACCGACCAAGUUCAGAAGCUACCGCACCUCAGUGAUCAGCAGAAGGCCCAGCACACCCAGCUGGUUCGCAGCCUCUGGGAACUGCUCAACACUCGCGACCCGCAGUCACACGAGUAUCAGCAAGCCAACACAAAGCUCUCCCAGCUCUCUCAGAACUUGAUGAAGGGUAUGCGGAUCUUCCAGCAAACCCGACAGCAGGCGUUGCAGCAGCACCAGCAAGCUCAGGCGGCCGUCCAGCAAGGAACACAGCCGCAGCAACCACAGCAGGGACAGCAAGCGCAGCCGGUGCUACAACAGGGGGCUCAGGGUCCACAGGGACAGCCGGUUCAGCGGACACAGUCGAAUAAUCCGCAGACACUCAACCAGCUUAUUCCGCAAAUCCAGGCCCGUGUCAGCGCGCUGAAUUUUUUCCUCCCACCGAACGUGACCCCCGAGCAGGUGCAGACAUGGAUCCCCGAGGCUCGGUUGCGAUAUGGUAUUGCGCUUCAGAAGCAGGAGGUUGGACGGGCUCGCAUGGCCGAUCUCCGUUCGUCGUAUGCGCAGCGGCAGGCACAGGGCAAUAUGACCCAGGAGGAGAUGCAGGAAUUCAAGAACCGUCAGCUGGCAGCUGAAAAGCUCUUCCGGGAGGGUAGCGAGUUUUUGAACAAGUUCAAAGAACAACAGGAAAGCUUCAAACUUCAGGCGCAACAGAACCCGGGGGGACAAGUGAUGAAUCAGGCGGGUCAAGGCAAUGCGCCUACCGCGUUGAACCAAGCGCCGGCGGCACCUCCCGCGACGACACAGGGUGUACCUGCGCAGGCAGGAACUCCCAAUCCUAUGCAGGCAGGCCAGGCCCCGGCCCCGCAUACAAUUAACUCAGCCGUCAACGCAGCCCGCCAAACGGCUAUGUCGCCCACUGCUUCCCAGCCUGGUGCUCCUGCCCAAUCGGCCGGAAAUACACCAGCCCCAAUCAAUGCUCCGCAACCACAAAUACGUCCCCCGCAACCACAACAACAAGGCACCCCAGGCACUCAAGUUACUUUCAGUCAAACUCCCCACCCUGACGGUUCCACCCCCACACCACCUGGUCCAUCUCAGCAGGUUAAUCAAGGCCCGCCUCGACCCCUCUCUCAUCAAGCUGCCAUUUCGCAAGCCGCACAAACCUACACAAAUCCAUCCCCUCAACAGCAAACGAUGAAUCAGCAAGGUCAGGCCAACCAGCAGGGUCAUCCCCAGGGAUACCUCGCCAACCGUCCCGGUGAAGCCUCUACCCGAAACACCAACAUGGCCAUCCCGAAAAACCUCCAUGUGUCCACCCCCGAGCCUGUCUCGAUGCCUGGCUCCCGUCCCUCGCUGUCCGGUGGCCCCAGCCACGGCGCCAUGGGCAUGAUGGGCCAGCCCGCCAUCCAGAAACACCCAGGCUACGUCCUGGAGGGUGAGGGCCAGCGAGUCCUGAGCAAGAAAAUGCUCGACAUCCUCGUCCGCCAGGUCACCGGUGGCGGCGAGGGAGAAGCGCUUACCCCGGAUGCCGAGGAGUUCGUUCUCCAAAUGGCCGACGACUUCGUCGACGAAGUCGUUACUCAAGCCUGUCGUCUGGCCAAGCUUCGUCCUUCGGCAACCCUCGAGCUGCGCGAUCUCCAACUUGUCCUCGAGCGUAACUACAAUAUGCGCAUUUCCGGUUUCUCUACUGAUGACCUGCGCACGGUCAAGAAGCCCCAGCCUACCCAAGGCUGGACUCAGAAGAUGUCUGCUAUUCAGGCUGCCAAGGUUACCCAGGGCAAGACUGAAUAG
This is a messenger RNA of Penicillium bovifimosum, 1842 nucleotides long. Its product is annotated as putative transcription initiation factor TFIID subunit 12. The coding region runs from base 1 to 1842 and encodes 613 amino acids. Gene Ontology annotation, cellular component: SAGA complex; SLIK (SAGA-like) complex; transcription factor TFIID complex. The transcript has 2 exons. Gene Ontology annotation, biological process: DNA-templated transcription initiation; RNA polymerase II preinitiation complex assembly. Gene Ontology annotation, molecular function: DNA binding; TBP-class protein binding; protein heterodimerization activity. The record is from RefSeq and is a predicted model, not a curated record. Lineage: Eukaryota; Fungi; Ascomycota; Eurotiomycetes; Eurotiales; Aspergillaceae.